Molecule: messenger RNA, 9787 nt
Organism: Pecten maximus
Lineage: Eukaryota; Metazoa; Mollusca; Bivalvia; Pectinida; Pectinidae
Product: endothelin-converting enzyme homolog
Exons: 19
Coding region: 190-2607 (805 amino acids)
Biological process (GO): protein processing
Cellular component (GO): plasma membrane
Molecular function (GO): metalloendopeptidase activity
Source: RefSeq, a predicted model, not a curated record
AUUUUAUACAGAGAGCCUAUAGCAUUGAAAGGGUAAACAGCCACAUAGCUGUACAAAUUAUACCCCUGUCUGUGUUGGUGGGAGUUAUCAUGGCCGACUCUGGGUAAUAUGUAAUAUGUCCAUGGUGGAAUAAUUCGACAAAUCAACCAACUGGAACGGUGUGGAAAAAAGAACUUUCCCUGCUUUGAUAUGAGCGAGACUACGAAGGAAAAUGUUAACUUAAUACAAGAAAAGAAUGGAACGGGAAAGGAUAUCUCGAACGUAGACAAGGCUCGUAACAGGAUGAUUGCCGAGGGCUACAAAUAUCACGCCUUGGAUGGAAGUUUGUCUGGGUCAGACUCAGAAACGGAAGCAGUAAAUGUGGAUCGUUCGCGGACACCACGACAGUUAUUAUGCUACACGGUGAAGAAGUCGCCCGGAGAAUGGAAGCGGAGAAACCAGCAGUUCAUCUGUUUCCUGGUUUUCUCUGUCUGCCUGAUAGCUAUUUUGGCAUGUGUGGUUAUCUGGCAGUACCAGAAUCGGUACAGUGGAGGAAACACACAGAUUUGUGACACGCCGUCCUGUGUGAAGACGAGCGCCUACAUCCUACAUAAGAUGGACACUUCUGUCGACCCCUGCGAUGACUUCUAUAACUACGCCUGUGGUAACUGGAUAAAGACGACCGUCAUUCCCGAAUCCAAGCCAAAGUAUGGCACAUUCCAAGCCAUUCAGGAUCAGAUCACUGUUGAUCUAAAACAGGUAUUUAAAUCGGACAGUAUCCUGUACAAGGGACAUAACUCUACCGCAAUACAGAAGAUGAAAACUUACUACAACACGUGUAUGGAUACAGACGCCAUAGAUAAACUGGACACCCAACCUGUCAUAGAUGUAAUUAAUAAAUUUGGGUCAUGGACAAUUAGUAACACCUCCAAACCGUGGGACCAGAACACCUGGAACUUUAUGGAUACACUGGUCAAAAUUGCCACCACUGGACUCAAUGACCCGCUGCUCUCGAUGGGCGUCGGUAAUGAUGACCGCAACAACAGCGUCAACAUCAUAAAUAUCCAGCAGAGUGGUCUAACUUUAGGAUCCUGUGAACUCUACUACACUAACAACUCUAAAUACCAGGCCCUGAAGGACGCCUACAUUGACUACGGAACGAAGUGGACCGUUUAUCUUGGAGCUGAGGAAUCUGAAGCCAAGGCCAAGAUGGAGGCAAUUUACAACUUUGAGCAGCAGAUAGCCUUAAUUUUCAGAACCAAGAAAGAGUUACAGGAUCCAGAGAAAACGUACAACAAAAUGACGAUCAAGGAGCUUCAGGAUAAUUACUUGGGGUCAGACUCCAUGAUACAGAUAUAUGACUACCUUAACCGUGUGUUUGGACGGGACCUCCCAGAGCACACAGACAUCUUAGUAUCUACACCACGCUACUUUAAAGAUCUCACACCCCUUCUAGCCAAGACACCAAAGAGUGUUUUGGCUGACUACAUGGUAUGGACCUCUGUAAGCAUCUUAUCUGGAUACUUACCUCAGCGAUUUAUCGACCUCGCCCUCAUCCUUGCCAAGGUGGAGACAGGUGUGACCAAACUUGAUCCACGCUGGAUGCGUUGUAUGAAUAAGGCCGUCGCUACUGUUGGAUACGGUGCUGGGGCUCUGUAUGUUCAGGGUUACUUUGCUGAGACGAGCAAGGCACAGGUGGAGGAUAUACUAGAAAAAGUAAGAACAGCAUUCCUUGCUAACCUACCGAGCGUAAGUUGGAUGGAUGAACCAACUCGAGUGAAGGCUGUUGAGAAAGCAGAGAAAAUCGGCAAGAAGAUAGCGUACCCAGACUGGAUUUUGGAUCCCGUAAAACUUGACACUUAUUACGAAAAUCUUACAGUAACUUCGGGAAAGUUUGUGGACAGUGUGUUCCAGGUUUUACAAUACAGUGUACGAAAAAAUCUUGAUAAACUGGGAAAGCCUCCCGACCCCACAGAAUGGGCCAUGAUGCCGACUGAGGUUAAUGCAUACUACUCGCCAACCUAUAACAGCAUCGCUUUUCCAGCAGGAAUUUUACAGAAGCCUUUCUUUGACCCAGAUUUUCCAGUUCCGUUUAACUUUGGUACAGUCGGAAUGAUCAUCGGCCAUGAACUAACUCACGGAUUUGAUAAUUCAGGACGAAAAUUUGAUGUGAAUGGAAAUCUUCAUAAUUGGUGGACGAACUCUUCAAUAGAAGGUUUUAAAAAACGAGCAGGCUGUAUGGUGAAACAAUACUCCAGUUAUGAGGUGGAAGAUCUUGGUGUCCAUAUACGAGGGGACACAACUCUAGGAGAAAACAUUGCUGACAAUGGAGGUGUUAAGACGUCCUACAAUGCCUACAGGACAUGGCGGAACAGCCACUCUGACAAACUACUUAAUUACCCUGGCUUGGAUCUAGAUGAUGACCAACUCUUCUUUGUUGGAUUUUCUCAGCUAUGGUGCUCCUACUACACGCCUGCCUAUGCUAAACAAUCUAUCAUUACAGAUGAACACACGUACGCCAAAUACAGGGUGAUUGGAGCCUUGUCAAACUCAGAUUCUUUUGCCAGAGCCUUCCAUUGUCCAAGGAACUCUCCUAUGAACCCUGAUCAUAAAUGUGUGGUGUGGUAAUGAAAUUUGAGUUAAAAACAUAACACCUGCAGAGGCUGACUAUUGUCCAGUUAUUUCAUUUAUAAAAUUUGUAAGUAAGAUAAAACAUUAUCUUCAACAAUAUUUGCAAUUUUAACAUAAUUUCUAUCAUCGAUUUCCUGGUUAUCUGUUUUUUUUUUUUUUAAAUACAGACUUCAGUUUUAAUUCCAAUACAGUUUUAAAUAUAUUUAACAAAAAUCUGCUGUAUACCAUAAAACCUGUGUAUUGUUAUCUCCCCUUGUUUUAUAAGUUUGUUAAUUGACUCAGAUUACCUAUGUUAAUGAUUGGUAAUGAUACAUACCAGUGCAGCUGUCCUCUGUUAAUUUACCCACGUACAUACGUAUCAUAAAGGUAGUAUACAACCUUAAUAAUUUGAAUGAACAUGUUGUGUACUGUAUAUGGUAUUUUUUUUAAUGUUUCCUUAAUUAUAUAUACUCAGCAAAUUACUUAUUUUUCAAAUUUAUGCUUGCUAUCUUAUAUGUAUAUUCAGUGGACAAAUUCAAAAGUGGUGGAAAUUUUCUCCCGUGGUUCAGAUUUAUUUGUUUUUUAUUUUUAUUUUGCUUCGUUCUUUUUUUUUGCCAAUAUAUGUGACAAAAAGGAAUCCCCUCUCCUCCCCCAAAAAAUUACAGACUAAAUACUGUAUGCAUAUUUCUUCAUUAAUGAAACAAUCUGUUAUUCUUGUAUCAGAACUGUAUUUUUGCUGUCUUUUGUCCUCUGGAGGUGACUUUAGCAGAAGGAUUUUAAUGUUCCUCCUCUAAUUUACUCAAUUUCAAUGGUAGAUCUUGAGGAAAUUUUGAAAAAGUAAUUUUUCAAUGAUGGUAGAUCUCAAAGAAAUUGUGAAAAAAGUAAUUUUACAAUAUAUAUUGUUAUGUGAAAUGUUUUUUCUUUUUUUUUUCAAUUAUUUUUUUCCAUUUAAUUGUGGAUUUUUUUUUUUCAAUUUAUAUUCUGAGAAAUCCAUCAAUUUAUAGUUAAUUUAAUUUAAAAAAACAGACAUCAGUAUGUAUAUUUAUUAGAUUUUUUUAUACAUAGUAAUUAAUUGUAGAUAUCAAAGAAAUCCAAUAUUUGAUCACCGUGAAUUCAUUAAUUUAUGAAGAAAGAAUACAUUUUUAGAUUUGGUAAAGCCAUUAAUAUAAAUAAUGUAAAACAUUUAUAAAAAAUGAUUCCCCUAUUACACAGAAAUGUAUUAUUGUAAACAUGCACAUUUUAGCAGUAAAGUUAUUUUAGUGAUAAGUUACGUUUACAGUAAUUGAUAAUAAUAAUAUAUUAAACAAUGUGAUUGAAAUCUUAUGUCCCAGUUAAAUUGAUAAUAAAGAAAUCCAUUGAAGCAUGAUUUCAAAACUAUGACGUAUUUUUAUAAGUCAGAUAUCAAUAGAGAAUUAUAAAAAUCAAUUAAUUGAUAAUUAAUUUAAAAGGUUAUAUAAUAUGCAUAAUAGUUACUUGUAGAUAUAAAAGAAAUCCAUUAUUUGAACACUUAUUUACGAGACUAUGACAUAUUUUGAUGAGUCAUAUAUCAAUAUAAAAUUCUGAAAUUCCAUUAUUUUACAUAUAGAUUGUGUCUUGUAGAUAUCAAUGAUGUCAUACUUUAAUUGACAAUUACAGCAAAAUCCUAUAUGUAUUAUGUUUUUGUAAGCGUGUGAGACAGUACAGAAGUGUUAACUAUGGCAUAAGUCGACAGAACAACGUGAGACAGAACAGAAGUGUUAACUUUGGCAUAAGUCGACAGAACAAUGGCCAUGUGGCUGGUGAGACGAAAACUAGAUAUAGGCAGAGUCAUGUAGGUGGUAAAACCUGUAACUCACUAAUAUUGGUGUACAUUGUUAUUAUAUUCAAUGUACCAAGAUGUAGGUUUCUACCUUUUACAUCCUGUCAAAAUAUUCAUAUGUUCAUCUAAGGACAGUACAUAAUACUCUUUCUAUGACCUCAGUCGGGAAUUUUAGAACUAACACAAAUUAAUGUUCUAAUAUAUAUAAAUACUUAGUUUCAAAUUUCACUUUCCUUUCUUUGACUAUAUUUUCAUCUAAAGCUGUAUUUGAAAUUUAACUAUAUCUAUUUGGAAAAUAUUUUCUUCUUUACGUAAUCAUGGAAUUAAGACCACAUGUUCUUUUAUACAAUAGUACGGAGUUCUAGUAUUUGUCUGUCAAUUUUAAUGCACGGGUCCAUUAACUACAUGUAGAUGUAUGGGUAUUCGUAGAUGUGAGAGUUCUAGAUACUUGUUUGUCUUUUUUAAUGUAUUGGGCCAUUAAUUAAAUGUAGUGUGGGUUUAUGUAGAUGUGAGAGUUCUCCCUAUUCGUUGUCCUUUUUUAUGCACGGGGCAAUAAAUUAGAUGUGUGGGUAUAUGUAGAUGUGGAAGUUCUAGAUACUUGUUUGUCCUUUUUAAUUCACUGGUCCAUUAACUAGAUGUGUGGGUAAAUGUAGAUGUGAGAGUUCUAGCUACUUGUUUGUCCUUGAUAAUGCACGGGACCAUUAACUAGCUAUAUAGAUGUGUGGUUUACGUAGAUGUGAGAGUUCUAGAUAUUUGUUUGUCUUUUUUAAUGCAUGAUACCAUUAACUAGAUGUGUGGGUUUAUGCAGAUGUGAGAGUUCUAGAUACUUGUUUGUCUUUUUUAAUGCAUUGGACCAUUAAAUAGAUUUAUGGGUAUUGGCAUAUAAUGUAAGAGUGAUAUAUAAUAUAUAGUUAACAUUCAUAUAGGCAUAAUAAUUCCUAAUAAACUAACAGACUUACUCAUAGAUGUAUCCACGUCCGUGAUCAAUCACAGGAAUCUCAUCAAUACCAGAGACAUGUAUAUAUGUCUCUGUCAAUACGUACUAGGUAUGCUUACAUUAAUUAAAUAAACAACGUUUAAUUGUAUUGGUAUGUAUGGUUGUGUAUAAUUAGCAGGGAAUCUCUUUUUGUUGUUAAUUUUGACCGUGAAACAUUGUACUAGAUUGAUUGUGUUGUGAUAUUGAAUUUGAAAACAGGGUUGUGUUAUAAGAUACCAAAAUGAAUGGUUCCAUAAACCUUCCCAGGGUUUCUCGGAGGAGGGGUUGUGAAAAUAGAAAAAUAAAUAUCUAAGCUUGACGUUUUGCAUACAUAUAUAUAUAUAUGUAUAUAUUUGCUUAAAUAAAUGUAGAAUAUUUCAUUAUCUGUAACUUCCUGUUAAGCUUUUAGCUAUAACUAUAACUACCUGUCAUAAAUGUUAUUUAAUCCAACAAAAGUAGGAACAACGAUACAUGAAUGUUUUCCAGUUGAAAAACUUCGUGAUUUUCCGCCAAACUGUCGGCAACCAAUUGUGACGACGCAACGUCGUCUUCAAAUGACGAUGGUCAUUUCCGUAGGAUCGAUUGACGCUCUGAAAUGCCGGAGCUAGGGAAUAUUGACAUACGCCUCUCAUAUAAAAGUAUCAUUAAUCGAACCCGACAAAUAACAUCUGUUCCUAUUAAUGUUUAAAACGAUCCACUUAAUUAAAAACUAUUGCUUUUCAUGCAAAUGACAAUGAAAAUUUCGAGGAGAUUGAUUUUCGAUUGUGGCUCGCGAUCUUCAAUAAUCUCUGAGAGUUAAAGUUUAUCAGCAAGAUAUGGAUAAGAUCACAAUGUACUCUGGUAGAGAUUAACUCAUUGAGUUCCCGAACAAUGAAAUAUAAGAAAACACGACUUUAAUGAAAAAACAAAAACAACAAAACGAACUCGACAAAUAUAUUUUCUAAUUAAUCUGUAAAACGAGUCGUUUUGAUAUACAUGACGGAAUACGUUGCACUUUUUAUCGUCGACAGGAUAUAACCGGCUUUUUAUAAAAUUGACUCCUGAUAUAAUUAAUCAACCAAAAAGUGACAAACAAUGGGGAAACCCCCCCCCCCCCCCCCCCCCCCAAAAAAAGAAGAAAAGUUGGCUUAUCGGAUCUAAGGUUACGUACAAAAUAGCACAGUCAGUUUCGGAAUGCAAUUAAUUAUUGAUUUUCUUUAGAUUUAAAAUUCAAAGGUAAAAUGAUGCAAACGUGUGAAUGAUGAAGGAUGGAUAUAGAGUUAAGAGUUAAGUAUGUUACUUUUAGUAUUGUUUAAAAUAUACAAAAGCCUAUUGUUUGUAUCGAUCAUACUUACUCUUUUGUCAUGAGAUGAAGCAACUUUAAAAAUUGCGAUAUGGCAUUGUUUAUUGUUGAUGGUCCCUAAUCCUGUAACAUAUACGCAACGAUUUAGUGGCUAAACAUUAAUAUAUAAGUGUAAAUAUUUUUUUAUGUUCAUAAAAGUUAUAUAGGUGUUCUUAAAUUGGUUAUUUUCCAAAACUCAACCCACGUUGUUCGACAUCAUUUAAUUUUCCUCUACGCUAAUUUACUUGGACUUCAAAUGAAUUUCGUACUAGUGGUAAAUAAGACCGUAUCACAAAAUUACAUCAGAGUAUGUUUUCAGAAUAUUUGACAUAAAUAGGAGCAAAACAUUAAAAACAUAGUAUCUACUAUCUAAUUACUGAAUUUAUAUAAAUAUUGAACAUAACAUAUGAAUAAGAUGGAAUUCUUAUUUGACUUUUUAUGUGUGACGAUAUUGUUCAAUCAGAAAAUUGCAAAACAUUAAAAACAUUUAUAUCUACCAUUUAAUUACCGAAUGUAAAUGAAUAUUGAAUAUAACGUGUGAAUAAGAUGGUAUUCCUAUUUGAUUUAUUUUAUGUUCGACGAUAUUGUUCAAAUCAGAAAAUUCCUAAUAGUUCUCUAAGGAAAAAUGCAAGUGAAAUUGCAAUUGAUCAACCCCCGAAACUAUCUCAUUUGAGAAGAGAAUUAGAAUAAUGUGAACGUUAAUUUAGGUAUGUCAUUACAACUGUGAUACAGUAUAUGUCGCAUUCGUCAUAAUAUAUACAAUAUCUGUGGACAAAUUAUAUAGUGAGCAUGCAAGUUGUGUGAUUAAUAGAAUCAUCCCCUAUCAUGAGGGUAAGGCAGAUAAAUCUCCAACCCAAGGGGUAAAUACUCUUAGCGGUCUGACUCGAAAGUUGUAGAUUUCUCUGUAAUGUCCUCAUGGUAGAAGAUGCUUAUUUUUCACCCAUGAAAAUGUUUUACUUACUUAUAGCGAAGGUCCAGUUGUUCACUUAUUAAACAAUAUAUGUUUAUAUAGAGAAUUUAUUGAAUUGUCGAUAUAUUUUUGCUUGCACGUUUUAUCUGUCAAAGCCAAGGUGUUGAGAAAACAAAAACACCCCAAGGAUUGUCAGAGAAAUCUUGGAACAGAUUAAACGGGAAUCAAGUCUGUGAAUGAUAAAAGAUCAUCCUGAUAUAUUUGACCGUCGGUACAUUAUUUUCAUAUCGAUCAUUUACACAUUUGAGAAACAUGUUUCAUAUCUUCAGUUUUGUUACGUUGUUUUAGACUAGUUAUAUAGUUAUAUUAACCAAUAUUAAAUUGCCUUCCUUUCAAAAACCUUACAAGGUUUAACCUUAACACUUUAUUUCCACUUGUAUAUUUUCAAUGACAAGGUUAUGUUCAUGUAAGUAUGAACAAUUGAAUCUUAUUAUAAUGUAAUUAACAUUUUAAAUCAAAGAGUCGCAGAUACGCAAAAUAUCACGAUUUGUUAAACUGUAUCAUAAUAGUAAUACAUUAAAUGUUAACAAAUAAUAGUUGAUGCGAAUAGAUGUCUGAUUUUUUGGAUUCAGAACCAUUGAUUUUGUGGAAACGUAUCUUAAAAUGUACGUUAUAUGGAUUAAUUGUCACCAUUUGUAGAAGACUAUAUAACAUGUUUAUGACUGAAUUGACACCAUUUUGUGGAAAGAGUGCCUUGUAAUGUAUAUUCAUCAACAGCCUUAUAUCAGUGUCCUUAAUGUAUUAUUGAGUAACAACCUCCGAGAGAAAAGUUUCAUUUAGACUGAAUUUAGUUAGGAACAAUGUAUUGUGCCUUUCGAUGACACUUUGCUAACAAUCUUUGUCUGAGAAAUGCUUUUUAUUAAUUGGUAGCAACUUAUUGUUUUAUAUUAUAUUAAAAUGCCAUUAAGCGGCAGCGGGGGCAUUUAUAUCUUGCAGGCAUUUUCUAGUAUAUAUUAUAUAAAAAAUGUAUUAAGAAACAAAAGAAAUUUCUGGCAUAAUGAUCUUAUCAAGUAAAAUUGUUUUGUAGUAGAACUGUUCAUGUUACUGUACCUGUUAACGAUUUAUUUUAGGAAGAGGUUUUGUAAAGAAGUGCCUUAUAAUGGGAUGUUUUCAGUAACAACGAUUUCUCCUAGAAGUGCCUUGUAUUUUAGUACAAUCACAUGCUUUUAUUGGGAAAUUUUAUGACCUAUCAUAGAUUAUUGGGUUUUCAUUGAAACAAAAUUAUGCAAUAAAAAGACAAUGAAUGUGUGUAAACGAUAUUUCGUAAUACAAUACGUUACUUUAACUGAUGUACACGCUAUUGUGUUCUCCAAACUUCAUAUUGUAAUUGCUUCGUUUCUUCUUUCAUUAUUAUUACUUCAACUUCCUUCAGCUGACGAGAUUUCCGACAUGUUUCCCGGCAGUGCGUAGGAGUAUUUUUGCUUUUUAAUCGGUCAGGCGGACUGAGGCCUCUGAUUGGUCAAAAUUUAGAUAUUGUCCUAUUUUUUUGAAUUUUGAUAUAUAGGUUUAGUAUGACGUUACAAACGAUACAAACUACUGCAUUCACGACAAGAGGGUUGUUUAGGGAACAUAUGUAACGGUGCCCGUUACAAUUAGCACUUACUUUACAUUAAAGCUGAUAAACAUAUGUCAUAAUUCUUAUACAAAAUGUUUUCGUGUGUUUACAUACAUUUGUACUUCAAUAAUUGUUACAAGGUUCAGUUUCCGCAUGGAGGCUUGGUACGCAAAGUUAAAGCCUUAAGGAACUCUUAUUCAUUGGUAUUUUAUGUCUUAGAUAAACGCAAUAGCAGAAAACAGAACAAACUGCAAACUAAUGGUGCAAACAUUGUCUUCCUGUAUGUUAGCGUGUUAUAACGGACUAAGAUUAAACUAACGUACAUCACGGUGUUAUUUGUAUACCUGUAUUAAAUUUGCCAAUAUAUUGGAAGGUUGGAUUAAGUUACGGUGAUAUAUUGGGCCUAUAUGCAACUGUUAAAGGCUUUUUUAUUGAAAGUUAUGACGAUAGCGAUAUAUUGUCGGUGCGAAACUACUAUUUUUUUUCUAUCGGGUGUUAUUACCGUAGCGAUAUCAUGAAGGUUAUGGAACAUUGCUGUUAUAAUUUUACAAAAUAAAGUUCACUUUUUAUAAAAAAAA